AUGUCUCCUGGCCUUCAGGAGGGCGCUCGGCUUGGGGAAAGCAAACCCUCGUCCCGCUCCUUUUCCAUUGAGAGCAUUUUAGGACUGGACCAGAAGAAAGACGGCGGCGCUCCACCCAUGAAACCCCACAGGCCCUGUGCAGACACCUGCAGCUCCUCAGAGAAAGAUGUUAACCUAUGUCUACAUGUCCCAAGCCUUCCAAAUGGACUCUUAUUCUCUUGUACUGUGGAUCACCCAGUGCCAGAAGAAAGAGUUAUGAAAUAUGAAAGUUAUUUUUCAACCUCAGAAAGACUGUCUUUGAAAAGAGAGUUGAGUUGGUAUAGAGGCAGACGACCAAGAACUGCUUUUACUCAAAACCAGAUUGAAGUGUUGGAAAAUGUCUUUAGAGUAAACUGCUAUCCUGGCAUUGAUAUCAGAGAAGACUUAGCUCAAAAAUUGAAUCUAGAGGAAGACAGAAUCCAGAUAUGGUUCCAAAAUCGGCGUGCCAAACUGAGGAGGUCUCACAGAGAAUCACAGUUUCUAAUGGUGAAGAAAAACUUCAACACAAAUCUCUUGGAAUAG
Molecule: messenger RNA, 561 nt
Organism: Pipistrellus nathusii (Nathusius's pipistrelle)
Lineage: Eukaryota; Metazoa; Chordata; Mammalia; Chiroptera; Vespertilionidae
Source: the annotation of a GenBank genome assembly